Guillardia theta CCMP2712 is the source of this 456-nucleotide messenger RNA. RefSeq lists its product as hypothetical. Lineage: Eukaryota; Cryptophyceae; Pyrenomonadales; Geminigeraceae. The coding region runs from base 1 to 456 and encodes 151 amino acids. The transcript has a single exon. The record is from RefSeq and is a predicted model, not a curated record.
AUGACGCAGGCGCGGAGCUGCGACAGCAACAAUGCGUGCAAGACGUUCGUGCGCGCUUCUCUCGCAGUCAACAUUGUUGUCCUCAUUGCUGUCUGCACUGUUGUUAUAGCUCCGGUUCGCCCAGAGGCCGUGACUUUGGCUUUGGGCCCUCCCACGCCGGGUCGCGGAAUUCUACUGUCAGUAUAUUUUGCCAUCCUCAUUGACUCGGUUAUUCUAUUGGGGCUGCACUUGUACUGUUCGGAUACUGCACCAGUUGAAUACAUGAUAGCUGCACUUCUUGCAACGCAAGUCCUGUACAAGAUUUCAACUCCUGCUACUGCAGGCGUUGGCAAUCCUGUGGCGAUCAGCAACCUCUGUAUCAGUGUUCUGCAUACUUCCACGCUGUAUCUGCUGUGGCGAGGGCAUACAAGAAGAGUCUCCGCUGCUCCCGCAUCUCUUGCAAUGCAUGCCAAUUGA